Astyanax mexicanus (Mexican tetra) is the source of this 11998-nucleotide messenger RNA. It is a transcript of the gene myo5aa, whose product is annotated as myosin VAa. Gene Ontology annotation, biological process: actin filament organization; vesicle transport along actin filament. Gene Ontology annotation, molecular function: microfilament motor activity; ATP binding; actin filament binding. The record is from RefSeq and is a predicted model, not a curated record. The transcript has 42 exons. Bases 226 to 5907 code for a protein of 1893 amino acids. Gene Ontology annotation, cellular component: vesicle; myosin complex; cytoplasm. Lineage: Eukaryota; Metazoa; Chordata; Actinopteri; Characiformes; Acestrorhamphidae.
ACCUCGGUGCACACAAAUCAUUUUCUCCAGCCUUAACACACACUCACUCACACAGAGCCGCGGCAGAGGAGCGAUGAGCGACCCGAGCUGUAGAUCAGCGAGCCCGGCGCUGGACUGACUGGAGGCUCGGGGAGAAGCGUCAGGCUGGAGAGAGGAGCUCGAUCAGAGGCCUGGAUGCUCCUUUAACCUACCGAGACUGAGCUAAACACACACACUGACGCUUUAAUGGCAACAACCACCAUGGCCGCGUCCGAGCUCUACACAAAGUAUGCUCGAGUGUGGAUUCCCGACCCGGAGGAGGUUUGGAGGUCAGCUGAGCUGACGAAGGAUUAUAAACAGGGAGAUGCUCUGCUGCACCUACAGCUGGAGGAUGGCACGGAUCUGGAACACAAGCUGGACCCAAAGACAAAGAACCUUCCUCACCUGAGGAACCCGGAUAUCCUGGUGGGAGAAAAUGACCUGACGGCUCUGAGUUACUUGCAUGAACCGGCCGUGCUGCACAACCUUAAAGUGCGCUUCAUCGACUCCAAGCUCAUCUACACCUACUGCGGUAUUGUGUUGGUGGCCAUUAACCCGUAUGAGACGCUGCCCAUCUAUGGCACGGACAUCAUCAAUGCCUACAGCGGCCAGAACAUGGGGGACAUGGACCCCCAUAUAUUCGCUGUGGCAGAAGAGGCCUACAAACAGAUGGCCAGAGAUGAAAGGAAUCAGUCCAUCAUCGUGAGCGGAGAGUCCGGUGCAGGAAAGACAGUGUCGGCAAAAUAUGCGAUGCGCUACUUUGCUACAGUCAGCGGCUCGGCCAGCGAGGCAAAUGUGGAGGAGAAAGUGCUGGCAUCCAAUCCCAUCAUGGAGGCCAUAGGAAAUGCGAAGACCACCAGGAACGACAACAGCAGUCGCUUCGGGAAGUACAUUGAGAUUGGAUUUGAUAAGAAGUAUCACAUCAUCGGGGCUAACAUGAGGACGUACCUGCUGGAGAAAUCACGUGUUGUGUUUCAGGCGGACGAGGAAAGGAAUUACCAUAUCUUCUACCAGCUCUGUGCCUCCGCCCAUCUCCCGGAGUUUAAAGCCCUGAAGCUUGGCGGAGCUAAUGAUUUCCACUACACCAAGCAGGGCCGGAACCCGGUGAUAGACGGAGUGGACGACGCAAAGGAAAUGUCCACCACCAGGAAUGCCUUUAUUCUGCUGGGGAUUAAUGAAUCAUAUCAGAUGGGGCUGUUCCAGGUGUUGGCGGCCAUCCUUCACCUUGGAAACGUGGAAGUGAAGGACAGAGAUGCAGAUAGUAGCAUCAUACCGCCCAACAACCGCCACUUGACGGUGUUCUGUGAGCUGAUGGGAGUGACCUAUCAGGACAUGUCUCAUUGGCUGUGCCACAGAAAGCUGAAGACCGCGACGGAGACGUACAUCAAGCCCAUCCCCAAACUGCAGGCCAUCAACGCCCGGGACGCUUUAGCCAAACAUAUCUACGCCAAACUCUUCAACUGGAUCGUCGACCACGUUAACAAAGCGCUGCACUCCACCGUCAAACAGCACUCCUUCAUCGGCGUGCUGGACAUAUACGGGUUUGAAACCUUUGAGAUCAACAGUUUUGAGCAGUUUUGUAUCAAUUACGCCAAUGAAAAGUUACAACAGCAGUUUAACAUGCAUGUGUUUAAGUUGGAGCAGGAGGAGUACAUGAAGGAGCAGAUUCCGUGGACUCUGAUUGAUUUCUAUGAUAAUCAGCCCUGCAUUAACCUGAUCGAGGCUAAGAUGGGCAUCCUGGACCUGUUAGAUGAGGAAUGCAAGAUGCCUAAAGGCUCUGAUGAUUCCUGGGCUCAGAAGCUGUAUAACACUCACCUGAAGACGUGCACGCUGUUUGAGAAGCCGCGCAUGUCCAACAAGGCCUUCAUCAUUCAGCACUUUGCAGACAAGGUGGAAUAUCAGUGUGAUGGCUUUUUGGAGAAAAACAAAGACACUGUAAAUGAAGAGCAGAUUCACGUGCUGAAGGCCAGUAAGUUUGACCUGCUGGUGGAGCUCUUCCAGGAUGAGGAGAAGGCCACCAGCCCGACCGGGGCCCCUCCUACCACAGGGGGGCGCACUCGCCUCAGCGUCAAACCGGACAAGGGCAAGCCGGGCAAGUCCAGCAAGGAGCACAAGAAGACUGUGGGUCUGCAGUUCCGGAACUCUCUGCAGCUCCUGAUGGAGACGCUGAACGCCACCACGCCGCACUACGUCCGCUGUAUCAAACCCAAUGACUACAAACAUGCCUUCACCUUUGACCCGAAGAGGGCGGUGCAGCAGCUCAGGGCGUGUGGUGUGCUGGAGACAAUUCGCAUCUCCGCUGCAGGUUUCCCAUCCAGAUGGACCUACCAGGAGUUCUUCAGCCGGUAUCGGGUCCUGAUGAAGCAGAAGGACGUCCUGGCCGAUAAGAAGAUGACCUGUAAGAACGUUUUAGAAAAGCUGGUGCAGGAUCCGGAUAAGUACCAGUUUGGAAAGACGAAGAUAUUUUUCCGGGCGGGGCAGGUGGCGUACCUGGAGAAGCUCCGGGCAGACAAACUGCGGGCCGCCUGCAUUCGUAUCCAGAAGACCAUCCGCUGCUGGCUGGCCCGCAAGAAGUUCCUGCGCAUGAAACGUGCUGCAAUUACCAUCCAGAGACACGUUCGAGGAUACCAGGCCCGAUGCUUGGCCACGUUCCUGCGUCGUACGAGAGCUGCCAUCAUCAUCCAGAAGUACCAGCGCAUGUAUGUGGCCAGAACCAUCUACAGACGCAAGCAGGCAGCCGCUCUGGUCAUGCAGUGCAUCCUGCGGGCUUACAUGGCCAGACAGCUGUACAAAGCGCUGCUGCGGGAGCAUAAGGCGGUCAUUAUUCAGAAGAUGGUUCGGGGCUGGUUGGCGCGGCAGUGGUAUAAGCGCUCUCUGGAUGCGCUGGUGUACCUGCAGUGCUGCGUGCGGCGCAUGAGGGCCAAGCGCGAGCUGAAGAAGCUGAAGAUCGAGGCUCGCUCAGUCGAACACUACAAGAAGCUCAACAUCGGCAUGGAGAACAAAAUCAUGCAGCUGCAGCGCAAAGUCGACGAGCAGAAUAAGGAGAACCGCACUCUGACGGAGCGUCUGAAUGGUUUGGAAGUGGCCCACACUGCGGAGAGCGAGCGUCUGCGCAGGGAGCUGAGCCGGUUACGCUGCGCUGAGGAGGACGCCAAGAACAGUAAUAACAGAGUGAUCACGCUGCAGGAGGAGCUGGAGCGUCUGCGGGCGGAGCUGCAGAGCACACAGAAGGAGAAGAAGGCCAUCGAGGACUGGGCUCAGACCUACCAGGAUGAGAUGGAAAAGAUGAUCUCAGAGCUGAAGGAUCAGAACAGUCUGCUGAAGAACGAGAAGAACGAUUUAAACCGAAUAAUUCAGGAACAGGGCCAGCAAUGGACGGAAAAAAUGCAGAGAGCUCUGAAGGAGGAGACGACUCAGCUGGAGAGCGACCUGAACGAGGAACGCUCGCGCUACCAGAACCUUCUCACAGAGCACCUCCGACUGGAGGAGAAAUACGACGACCUCAAAGAGGAGAUCUCACUCUCUGUGAACGUCCCCAAACCAGGCCACAGGAGAACAGACUCCACCCACAGCAGCAACGAAUCAGAAUACACCUACAACUCCGAGUUUGCAGAGUCAGAGGAGGGGUCAAGAGGAAUGGAGGACGUGACGAAGCCGUCUCUGGACAUGGCUCUGUUCCUGAAGCUGCAGAAGAGAGUGACGGAGCUGGAGCAGGAGAAGCAGGGGCUUCAAAACGAGCUGGAUCGCAAAGACGAGCAGUUUCAGCGGGCUAGAACCAGGGACCAUGAAGAGCAUAAGAAAGCUCGCAGUGCAGAACUGGAAUAUGAAUCUCUCAAGCGCCAGGAGCUUGAGUCGGAGAACAAGAAGCUGAAGCAUAAUCUGAAUGAGAUGCGUCAGUCUCUGAUGGGAAACACCGGCGCCGCCUCUGCUGCCCCUGGAUCACCUGCCUACAAGGUUCUGCUGGACCAGUUAAACUCCUCCAACGAGGAGCUGGAGGUGCGGAAGGAGGAGGUGCUCAUUCUCCGCUCACAACUGGUCAGCCAGAAAGAAGCCAUGCAGCACAAGGAGACCAUGACUGAGCCGCUGCAUCAUGUGGAGGACGUACAUAAGCUCACUGAUGCUAAAGAGAUCUCUCAGGCUUACAUGGGCCUCAAGGACACCAACAGAUCUCCCAGGUUUCUGCGCAGGCCGCUCGAGGUGAACGAGCUGGUGGAUAGGCUGAGAUCCCCUCUCCCUGACAUGAGUAAGCUGAAUGAGGAUGGGGAGCUGUGGCUGGUGUAUGAAGGCUUAAAGGAGACCAACAGGUUGUUGGAGUCUCAGCUGCAGUCUCAGAGGCGCUCUCAUGAGUCAGAGUUGGAGGUAUUGCGUGGAGAGCUGCAGAGCGUGAAGGAGGAGAACAAUCGACAGCAGCAGCUCCUCGCCCAGAACCUGCAGCUCCCUCCGGAGGCUCGUAUAGAGGCCAGUCUGCAGCACGAAAUCACUCGACUGACCAACGAGAACCUGGUGAAUCCCAAUGAGGACCCUAAAGCCUACAGAAUCAGCGUUCUGCGGAGGUUGAUUGACCUCAUGGAGCAGCUGGAGAAGCAGGAUAAGACAGUCCGUAAGCUGAAGAAGCAGCUCAAAGUGUUUGCAAAGAAGAUCAACGACCUGGAAGGUGGACAGAUUGAGAAUGUGUCUCCGGGUCAGAUGGCAGAUGAGCCCAUCCGCCCAGUCAGCAUUCCACGCAGAGAGAAGGACUUCCAGGGAAUGCUGGAGUACAAGAAAGAGGACGAACUCAAGCUGGUUAAGAACCUCAUCCUGGAACUGAAGCCUCGCGGUGUAGCCGUGAAUCUGAUUCCUGGUUUGCCGGCCUACAUCCUCUUCAUGUGUCUGAGACACGCUGACUACAUUAAUGAUGACCAGAAGGUCAGAGCACUCCUCACCUCCACCAUCAACAGCAUCAAGAAGAUCCUCAAGAAAAGAGGAGAUGACUUUGAGACUGUGUCGUUCUGGUUGGCCAACACCUGCCGCUUUCUGCACUGUCUGAAACAGUACAGCGGAGACGAGCAAUUUAUGAAGUACAACACCCCUAAGCAGAACGAGCACUGCCUGAGUAAUUUUGAUCUGGCAGAGUACCGGCAGGUUCUGAGUGAUUUGGCCAUUCAGAUUUAUCAGCAGCUCAUUAAGUGCAUGGAGAACAUCCUGCAGCCCAUGAUCGUCUCCGGUAUGCUGGAGCACGAGACAAUACAGGGUGUGUCUGGCGUGAAGCCGACGGGUCUGCGGAAGCGGACGUCCAGCAUCGCGGAUGAAGGGACCUACACACUGGACUCCAUCAUUAGACAGCUCAACUCCUUCCACUCCAUCAUGUGUCAGCACGGCACCGACCCCGAGCUCAUCAAGCAGGUGGUGAAGCAGCAGUUCUACAUCAUCGGCGCCGUCACUCUCAACAACCUGCUGCUGAGGAAGGACAUGUGCUCGUGGAGCAAGGGCAUGCAGAUCAGGUAUAAUGUGAGUCAGCUGGAGGAGUGGCUGAGGGAUAAGAACCUGGUGGUGUGUGGAGCGAUGGAGACUCUGCAGCCUCUGAUCCAGGCCGCUCAGCUGCUGCAGGUGAAGAAGAAGACUGACGAGGAUGCAGAGGCUAUCUGCUCCAUGUGCAACGCUCUUACUACUUCUCAGAUUGUGAAGGUGCUGAACCUGUACACACCAGUCAAUGCAUUUGAGGAGAGGGUGUCGGUAACAUUCAUACGAACCAUACAGACUCGUCUUCGGGACCGGAAGGAAUCUCCACAGCUUCUGCUGGACACCAAAAUAAUCUACCCCGUCACUUUCCCAUUCAACCCGUCCCCUCUGGCCCUGGAGACCAUCCAGAUUCCCGGCAGCCUCAACCUGGCCUUCCUCACUCGUGUGUAGAACCCCGUCAAUCACGCCGCCUCGGCCAAUCACAUCAGGAAAAAGAAGAAAAUGAAUUAAAAAGAGAAUAUCACACCUUCAAAGAAUGCAGUGGUACAGACUUCAUCAUAUCAUGUUACUGAUCUGUCUAGAACAGAUCACACUCACUUCUCUCUCUCUCUCACACACACACACACACACACACAUAUACACACACACACAGGUACGCACACCCACCCCUCUGAUGUUGUUCGUCAGACACUGGAAUAUUAGAAGGAAGUGCUGCAAUGGCUCGUGAUUCUUCAUCUCACUGAUAGGAAUGUACCAUAUCGGAGGGGGGAAAAGGGCCGGGGGGGUCACGAAGGGUCACAGUCAUUUCUUCCAGUUGGGUUGGUCACGAAUUCGUUUUUCAGAACGUACCAUGUCUCACUGCAAAGCUAUUUAUAUAAGAGUAUGUAUUGUGCUAGAUUUUAUUUAUUGCUUUAACUCAUUCUCGCUUCAGAUCCUUUCCUCAGAAGUCGUACACUGACUCGCGUGGAUGUCCGUUCGCGUAUCCGGGUCGAUCCACUCUGGAAUGGUCAGGAAAGUUUAAAUGAAAAAAAAAAAGUAUGUAAACUCUAGUCCUCUAUUUACAGUACGUCCAUAUCAGAUAAAUAACGUAGAGUAAAUUUUAAAAGAGACGCUACUCAGUCUGCUAAUGAUGUAGGUGUUUUUGUUUUUCGUUUGUAGGCCGUGUGGACAGUGGCUUUUAGUUUUUAACGUAUGUAGGUAGCUGUAGUCUCACGUGACUCUCGCCCGUCAGUGGUGUUGCGCGUAUCCGCACUGUUCCGGAGUCGAGAGCCUCCGCUCCUCAGCACUCGUCACUCAUCCCUCACGUCGCUCCAUCUGAUAAAGCUCAAUACGAACACGGGGAAGUGUUGUGAGAGUGGUUUCCAAACAGAUGACUUCUGUUGAUGAUCUUCCAAAGCUUUACUGAAAUUAGCUCGAAUGAUGACUGAGCUCUGUAGGGUUCUAGAGCCGUGCCUCCCAGUCCAGUCUUCAGGAAUCAACACACACUUUAAAGGAGAACUCCGGUGUGAAAUUGACUGUGGAUGUGGUAAAACUUGAUAAACAGUAAUAACCUUUCUUGAAUAGCCCGCCUCUGCUCUCUCGCAGCUUUCCGAGAGUUUUAAUGGGGCAUAUUCUUGCCCCUGCAGAUAAAUCGAUUUUUACAGCAUUAUCCACCUUUUAAAGUAGCUCCACACCUCAUUGGUAGAAUCCAGAAAGACCUGAAAUUUAAAAUAAAGCAUUAAGAAUUUUAAAAGUGCACAAGAAGUGUAUUAAUAACCACUGUUUACAAACCUGCAGCUUUAGCUACAUCUCCUGGCACUGCUAUCUUAAAGUAAAGCCAUGUCUUCUUCAUGUGUACAGCGUGUACUACCAUCACCAUUACGUGCUCGUGACUCUACUGAUCAUGACUUUACUUUAAAAUUAAUGCCUGGAGAUGUACAUCUUUUUUAAAAAACUUCUUCUGCACUUUUAAAGUUGUUAAUGCCUCGUUUUAAAUGUGAGAGCUCUCCGGAUUCUACCAAUGAAGUGUGGAGCUACUCUGAGGCUGGAUAACGGUGUAAAAAGCAAUUUAUCUGCAUUGGCAAAAAAUGCCCCAUUAAAACAAAUUCUAGCCUCUUUGAAAAAACUGCACAAAAUUGCUGGAUCCCGGAAAUCUAUUCAGGUGGACUAUUCAGCGAAGGUAAGUACUUUUUAUCAUGUUUUACUACACAAGUCCAUUUUACACCAGAGUCCUCCUUUAAAGUAACGGUGCCAGCAUUUGCACAACACCAUAGCAGAACCACUUUUGCUUUCACACUUUGAUAACGAAGUAGGAAGUAGAAAGGUUUUGAGAGAAAAAUACCCACUGUGGGAACUUUCUUUUUGUGCAGAACCCAACUAAUUUCAGAGUAAUUAGGGUUCCGUAUGGUUCUAGAGCAGUGCCUCCCAAUCCAGUCUUCAGGAAUCACCACACACUUAAAGUAAAGGUGCCACUUAUUUGGUAGAAUGUCUUGAGAAAAGAACCUCAGCAUUUUGUAAAAUUUCUAGGAAAGAACCCUUGAAGUGGCAUUUCCUAAAAUAGAACCACCUGCUGUCUAAGAGAUCUUUACACUGUGCCAGAACACAACCAACUAAUGGAUGUUUCUUAAGAGGUUUAAGAAUCCUUUGGAAGUUCAAUGUCUUUGGAAGAUACUUAAAAUUAGCACAGUGUGAAGCUUCUCUAGAACUUUAAAAGACAUACAUUUUGGGGAAGAACCCAAUUAAGGGUCCUUAAUGUGAGCAUCCCAGCUGAAACUUUGAGUGAUCACUGAGCUCCUGAUUUCUUGAGGACUGCCACUCUUAAAAAAAUUACAUAAAAAAAUAUCAUGGGGUGUCAGAGAGAGGUUUCUUCUUGUAAUAUUGUAGAAGAACAAAUUUUGGUUCCUCAAAAGCUUUUAUAAAGAGAGGUAAAAGAAGAAAAAGAGAGGUUUGAAGAUCUCAAUCUCUACACAAUGUUAGGGUUCUUGGAACAACCCUUACUUUGGUUUGGUGUAAAAAUAAAAAAAAAUGUAGACCUUUAAAAAUCGUCCUUUACCCUCAGCUCAAUUUUUUUUAACCUCAAGUUGAUGCUUUUCAUUGGCAUCGAUCAACAAACCAUUUGUUUGUGAGGUUUACCUGGUUCAGUUUUAUUCUUACUCAAAAGCACACAAGUACUUGAUUGUUUGGUCUACAGAAAUAUUAAAUAUUUAUUUUGGAAUGGUUCCCAAUCCAGUCCUGGGCCUUUUCAGCUUCCAGGGCCUUCUUUUUCAACCCACAUCAUAUCUGAAGCAAAAGGUCAGUUAUCUAGUACUACAGAAGUGAAUAGGUUGGGAAACACUGCUUUAGACGAUCUUCAGAACUCUUGCUUUACAAUUUAACUAGUGUAGCUUUUAAAAUUCUCCAUAAACACCAACAAACCCAAACCUUUAGUUAAAACCACAAAUAUAUGUGUGGCUUCUAGAAAUGAAAUGUCUAGAGCAGUGGUCUUUAUACUGGUUCUCAAGUACCCCAAUGAAAUCCACAUUUUGGUUUAAUACUUUGCAUUGUGAUGGUUGGACCUAAUUGAGAACCAUUGAUCUAGUCUCUGAGAAGCAAUGGUGCCACUCAAGUCUCCAGAAUGAUGCUCUUGAACCCUAUAGAACUCUCGAGAACUCUUGAGGUUCUCUUUAAAUUUCACUUUGUCUCGUUUAUUGUAAAGGGAAGUGGCAGAAUCCGAGAGCGUACGUUCCUCAGGCCGGAGUCACAACCCUUGUGAACCCAUGCACCACUGACCUGGUGAACCCCAGGUGUGAGCGGAGGCUCUGUCUCUGUCCGCAGCCUCCAGACAGUUCCUCAGUAUUAGUGAACACAGCAGCACAUUCUGUUAAAUAUGAAAUGGGCAGGGCUGUUUUGUUUACUCUUUUGUUUGUUUGUUUGUUUGUUUGUUUGUUUGUUUGAAUGUGCCGCCAGGCAGCUUUGUAUUCAAUGCUGUCUGCUUGAAACUGACCAGUGACCAAGAACUCCGAUUCUCCUUGCACACAAACACACACACACACACACACACACACAUAUAUAUAUAUAUAUAUAUAUAUAUACACACAUAUAUACACAGUAGUAUGGAAAACUCACCACCUUUAUACAUUUAAUUGAAAAUCAGUAUAAAAAAAGAUGGUUUAAUUUCUAUUGUUUAGUACAUUUAUUGUUUCAAGAACCUCCAGAUAACACAUAAUGUAAAUGUUCCAGGUAGAACCUUUACAUUUGUACAAAAUGAAGGUUCUUUCAACUUAAAAAAAAAAAAAAGGAACCCAAUAAAAGCACCUCAAAAAGUGAAUCCCACCUAAUCCCAACUCAUACCCUGCAUUCACACUGGCAGGCAACCAUUCAUUUCCUAUGUAUGGAAGCGAUUUGUAGCCGUAAUUCAGCAAGAGGCAACACAACAACAAUUAUACGAUUAUUAAUACGAGAUUAUUUGGACCAAUCACAGACGCAGGGGUCCGAUAAUCAUCCAAUAAUCAUCAUAAACCAAUUAUUCUGUUUUAUACAAUGUAUCUUUGCUCAAAUACAGGGAUUAAUACUUUUGGAGAAAGAUGAUGUAGAGUGAAUGAAAGUAGCGGAUGGCUCAAUAGCUAGCUUAGUGGAUUAGCGUCCAUGCUAACCCAUUAUACAUACACACACACACACACAAACAAGACGAACUUGGGUCAUCGCCUGCCAGUGUGAAAAUGCGGGGUAAGAGUGGUCACUGAGAUCUGAAAAGUUCUUAAAAAGAGUGCAUCCUAAUAUAGUGCUUUUCCAUCGACGUGAAACCGGCUCUGUUCUGUUUUGCAAACCUAAUUUAGAAGUGUUUGCAGUGUUUCCACCAACAAAUGUAGGUUCAAGAACCAGGAACUGAAGAGAGCUAGGUUCUUCAGCACGAACUGUGAUCCCUUCUGUUCACCACCGCUGUGGAGCGCCCUCUGUUGAUGACAUAUGAUGUAGCGUUUUGAAGGUUCCACUAAAACUGGUGGAAAUUGACCGCAGUUCUUAUAAGCCUGAAUGGAACUGGUUCAAAAACCAAAGUUCUCUUGGUGGAAAAGAACUUCAUUAAUCUGUCACUCAAAACAUUUUUUUAUUAUUAUUAUUCUUACAAAGAACCUCCAUAUAAAAGGUCUAUUCAAAUGUGAUUGGACAAAAUAUAAAAAAAGAACUAAAUUAUGUCAAAAAAAAUCAAAAAUGCCAUUUUUGUUACAGACACAUAAAUAUAUACACAAACAGACAAACACACACAUUGGGGACCUUACUUGGGGAAACGUUUUUAUUUUUUUUUGUCCGCAUUGCUCGUCUACAGGUCUAUAUCAUCAAAUGCCUUAUUCAUAGUUCAGGACUGCUUUACAGGACUUUUAUUGUGUAACGCCCGCUCCUGCAUACACACACCCCCUCCCACUGUACCAGCAGCUCAGUUCAUCAGCCGUCAUCUCCUCCUGUCUACACAUUUGCUUGUUUGUUUGUUUAUUUUGUCAUAAUUUUGGGACCAUUUGUGCGUGUUUGUUUGUUCUCUCAAAGAUUUUACAGGAUUUUACUGGAAUAAAAAUUAUGUUUAAGAAAAAAAUAACAACAACUGAAUGUUAAAAAGUAUUGCUGUUCAUGAAUAUUUUAUUUUUGAUUGUUUUUUUCGUUCGUUUUGGUUUGUUUACCUGGAUGAAGCCUUACCUUGGAAUGGAAAUCAGUGAGUGAGCGAGUCGGGUGAUGUACGGAUGACUCUGGUGUUUAAUUAAUUAAUUUAUUCUCGGUCCCCUAACGUGGAGCAGUGAUGCAUCGUCGUCGUAAUUCAGUCUGUCUCUUAUGCACUUUUUCUGAGGGGGGAAAAAAAAAAUUAAAUCAAAAAUAAAUACCAUUCACUUGUAUUCACUGUAGAAACCAUUCAGGCUGUUAGCAUUGGCUGUGCUAGGCUAACUAUGGUAAAUGCUAAUGGCUUAAAGAACAAACUCUCCAAUUCUCUCAUCCAUUGUGCUAUUCUCGUAUUAUCCACACGAUCAUAUCAAACUACACUAUGAUGUUGGUGUAAAUCCCCAAAGACCACCCAUAUCACCCCCAGAUUGCACUAAUCCAUCAUUCUAGAUUAGGAAUAAAGGUUGCAGUACGCAGUUUGUAAAUGUACCAGUUUGAUAAAUGAAUAAAUUGGAUCUACAUUCUCAUGGUUCUGAUGGAAGAUCCCACAGUUUGGCUCCAUCAUCCCACAGCUGUAUAAAGUCCACCACUCAUGCCUGUAUAAAAGCGUAGCAUUUGGGAACAUCUAUUAGCCUUGUUAGCUGUGGCAGAACCGCUAAUCUGCUAAUCAUCCCGUACAUAUGAUAGAUAAGUUUUGUUUUGAUCUAAUGUGAUAAUUUUUUUUUAUUUGUUUUGUUUUGGGGGGCCAGACAGCCAUGGCCUCUGUAAUGACCCAUGAGUUGAUUUGGAAAUCUGGAGGGAGGGUGGGAGGGGGGGCAAGAAAAUAAACUGUUCGUAGUCUCUGUAGCUGUAACGAUUACAUGUGUUCACCAUUGAGAUUCCAUGGAGUAAGGUACAAAUGUCAAAACCUGUUUGAGUCAAAUAAAAGAAUUAAGCACUA